Messenger RNA from Pseudomyrmex gracilis, 722 nucleotides. RefSeq names its product 46 kDa FK506-binding nuclear protein-like. Bases 221 to 697 code for a protein of 158 amino acids. The transcript is spliced from 5 exons. NCBI's taxonomy places the organism in Eukaryota, Metazoa, Arthropoda, Insecta, Hymenoptera, Formicidae. The record is from RefSeq and is a predicted model, not a curated record.
GAUUUCCAGCGUAGAUUCACAUAGUGAAGAAAACGACAUCCGCCGCGACUUCUUGAUGUUCCACGUUCUACGUGUCAAUUAUUUGAAUUAAUCGGGCUGUGUUUGUCAGGAUAAGACAGGAUUUCUUAUCUUAGAUUAAAGCGAUCGGCAAUCAUCCUUUGAUAUUCAUUCUGUUUCUGAGUUCGUCAGCGUUUGUUGUAAAGAAGAAAAUAAUCGCGAUAUGGUUUGGGGACUGAUACUAGAAUCGAAAUCGCAAUAUUCGCAACAUGUGUUCGUACCGUUCGAAAUAACCGGCGCAGCUUUAGACAUUACGCAAGAUGAUUAUCAACCUGUGAAAGUAAUGAUGCAGUUCAACGAUAUCAAUUAUCUGCUUUGUACGUUACAAAAAAACCUGAUUCAUCAAGCACCACUGAACAUAAACAUUAGAAAAGGAUGUGUCGUAAAGUUUUUCAUAAUUGGCAAGAGCUCUGUACAUUUGACAGGAAAUUUUAGACCAGAAUACAGGCAGAAAGACAACAUCUAUUAUCUUGACCGAUUACAACGUUACAAACGUCGUCCCUACCAGUUUAUAAGAGAUGCAGUACGAAGCAGUCAAAGGUCUGAAGACUCUAGUAAAUCUAGCGAUGAUGAAGAUUUUAUAAAGCAAAAUAAGGUUCUUUUGGAUGAACUCAUCAAACGUAUUACGCAUCGAAUGUAACCAGAUCUCUCGCUGUAUUUAAAAA